AUGUCGAACCCCCGCGUUGAAGAACUUCCCGACGAGGAGCCCAAGAAGACCACCGUCCAGGAGCACGAGGAUGACUCCAGCGACGACUCCGAGGUCGAGGAGGUCGGCGAGGGCCAGCUCCCCGCUGGUUCUACUGUGAUCCACAACCGCAACGAGAAGAAGGCUCGCAAGGCCCUCGAGAAGCUGCACCUCACCCGCAUCCCUGGCAUCACCCGUGUCACUCUCCGACGACCUAAGAACAUCCUCUUCGUCAUCAACAACCCCGAGGUCUACAAGUCUCCCAACAGCAACACCUACAUUGUUUUCGGUGAGGCCAAGAUUGAGGAUGUGAACGCCGCUGCUCAACAAGCUGCUGCUGCUCAGCUCGCCUCCGCCAACGCUGAGGACCACUCUGGCCACAACCACGGUGAGCCCAGCAAGGCUGCUGAGACCGCUGAGGAGAAGAAGGACAAGGAGGAGGAUGAAGAGGAGGAGGAGGAUGACGACGAGGAGGUCGACGCUUCCGGACUCGAGGAUAAGGAUAUUGAGCUUGUCAUGACCCAGGCCAACGUCAGCCGCAACAAGGCCGUCAAGGCGUUGAAGGAGAACGACAACGAUAUUGUCAAUUCCAUCAUGGCUCUAAGUAUCUAA
Messenger RNA from Fusarium proliferatum ET1, 630 nucleotides. RefSeq names its product putative nascent polypeptide-associated complex alpha chain. Gene Ontology annotation, biological process: protein targeting to membrane. NCBI's taxonomy places the organism in Eukaryota, Fungi, Ascomycota, Sordariomycetes, Hypocreales, Nectriaceae. The transcript has 3 exons. Gene Ontology annotation, cellular component: cytoplasm; nascent polypeptide-associated complex. The record is from RefSeq and is a predicted model, not a curated record. Bases 1 to 630 code for a protein of 209 amino acids.